AAGUUGGUCAUGAACAAAUUCUUAAAUUUUAUGGAUCUCCAGGACAAUCAGAGGAGCGAAAGUGUGAUGAUAUACAUCACCCAGAGAUCUGUUCAUACCAGUUAACUAAGUUAAUGCAGCAUAUUGUGUCUUGUGAUGUAAAGGUGUGUGGGUCCUCAGAGAUUCAAGUGGCUUCUGUGAAUCCACAACUGGGAAAAGCUGUUGAUGACUGGGAAACCUUACCAAAGGACAACCUCAGUUAUAAAGUACAGGAGGCAGUAAAAACAAACCUGGAGAAAGGAUUUACUUUCUUGUUCCUUAGAUGUGGAUAUAUUUAUCAAGCCUUGAGUUUUCCUCCCAUCCUUGAGGAAAAUGAAAAUGCAAAAGGUAGAAGUGCUAUCAAUGUAAAUAUUAUUAUGCUGGACUCUGUCUCAAGACCACACUUUUAUCGGAUUAUGCCAAAAGCUACAAAGGCUUUGCCGAAGAUAAAGGAAGAUUCUACAAUCAUGGCCACGUUCCUGGACUUUGAACUUGUGCAAAGCAUUGGUCAACAGACUUUUGAAAACUUAAGACCAUUCUUCAGUGGUGUCCUGAAAGAUGACAAUGAAGUUAUUGCCUCUGCAAGCAAUAAAAAGGCUCCUUUGGGCGUGGAAGUGCUGUAUGGGGCCUUCAAGAAGUGGGGCUACCAGACACUGUUUCAAGAAGACCUUUGCUGGUACGACAUAUGGGGGACUGCAUUAACAGAUAACGAAAGGAGAAAAGUGCCUGAAACAAAUUCUGAUUACAAACAGAGGAUGAAAGAAUUUCAGGAACAGAUGACCAAGAAAAUGGUUGACCAUUUUGGUAUCACACAUUUUUCCUGCACUGUGUUGAACAGAAUUGGAAGGACCAAUCAUUAUGACAGUCCUCAGAAAGUCUGUCUCAAUGGGCAGUUUUACAGCUGGUACUUCUUUGACUACAUAAGAAAGGUGUAUACUGCCUUAGAAAACAACAGAAAAGCCAAACCAUUGUUGUCAUACAUGCAUUUCAACACGGGACACGAGAUGACAGGGACACGGAUGAUCAACAUGGAUGCCGGUAUGGCAAAGUUUUUGACGGAUAUGGCCUUAUUUCCAGACACCUUGACUGUUAUUUUUUCUGACCAUGGUCACAAAAUGACUCCAUUCAGUUACACUGAAGAGGGAAGGAGAGAGUUAUUUGAUCCUGUGUUCUUCAUGAUCAUACCCGAUGGUGUUAAGGAGAAACUGGGUCGAGAAAGGAUGGGAGCCCUGGUAACAAACCAGAAGCGCAUCUUUAUGUUGUACGAUGUUCACAAUGCAUUCAUGAGUUUGCAUGAUUCUCAGAAUAAGGACUCUAGCAAUCAUUUAGUGUCAGGAAUAUUUUCAGAGAUUCCAGCAAACCGCACCUGUGCACACUUGUACAUGCUUCCCUUAACCAGAUGCAAGUGUGAAGGUUUUGAUGAAGCGAUUCCAGUAAAGGACAAUGCAGAUGAUCACAUUUGGUUGGCAGAAUUUGCUGUUGGAUACAUAAAUGAUGCUAUUCAAAAGCAAUACAUGGACGGAAAUGGUGAUGCAAAGAACAAAUAUGGCUACGGAAACUGCCAGCGCUUGGUUGGAAAAUCAUUUGAAAAGAUUAUCAAGCGAUUCCGUGGAGAAUACAUCUUGACUACCAUGGACAUUCAUGUGGUCCCUCCUGUCGGAUUAACAGAGGAUGAAGUUUAUAAAGUCUCUCUUAAACAGUUUGCCAAACCACAACAAGGAGUAUUUUUUCUCAGUUCUGUCCGGGUAACGAUGUAUAACAAGUUUGCCUCGUGUGUAGAUAAAUCUGUGGAUAUCAAGCUCUGCCUAUGCGCCAAAGAGCAAACCACAGACGCCAACAAGAAAGAAAUAUUUUUUCAGAAUGGAAUUCCUCGCAAAAUGUUUGGUUCGGACACAACUGUGAGAGACUUGGAUUCGAACUGUUUGUUAUUCUUGCGACGGAAUUAUGGGUCGUUUUCAUUUGGGUUAGAAGUGGCAAAUGUUUGCCCAAAUCGAACGUAUACAUUUAAACUAACAGGCUCUAUGGAUCAAAGGAUAUUCUCUAAGAGUUUACCUGUUGGGCUGGAGUUAUUCCCGAAGACAUUUCAUUUUUUGACCUCUGUAUACAAGUACCUCUCAAAAGUAAACGAUCCUUUAGAAUUAAAAGCAAGUGUAAGGGUUAAGAAGGAUGGAACAAACACUUUUACUAAUUUGGGGAUCUUCAGUGUUACAUGA
Messenger RNA from Stylophora pistillata, 2231 nucleotides. RefSeq lists its product as uncharacterized. Lineage: Eukaryota; Metazoa; Cnidaria; Anthozoa; Scleractinia; Pocilloporidae. The record is from RefSeq and is a predicted model, not a curated record.